This is a messenger RNA of Nycticebus coucang (slow loris), 6009 nucleotides long. RefSeq names its product AT-hook transcription factor (gene AKNA). Gene Ontology annotation, biological process: neuroblast delamination; epithelial to mesenchymal transition; neuroblast division in subventricular zone. NCBI's taxonomy places the organism in Eukaryota, Metazoa, Chordata, Mammalia, Primates, Lorisidae. Gene Ontology annotation, cellular component: centrosome. Bases 826 to 5133 code for a protein of 1435 amino acids. The record is from RefSeq and is a predicted model, not a curated record. The transcript has 22 exons.
UCUGGGCAAGUCACUUCUUGCCCAUUAACUGUCCCCAUCCAGCCCCUCCUGGUGGAAUAGGGUCAGUCCAGGUGCACUUUAAAUUAGUGAUUUGUUUCUUAUGGGCUUGGAGCUAUGUUUAUUUAUUUCUCUCAGCAACCCCAUGAAGUGAGCAAACCAUCUCUACCAAAAAUAGUAAAGCCAGGCUUCGUCGUGGGUGCUGGUCCCAGCGACUUGGGAGGCUGAGGCAAGAAUAUCUAUUGGGUCUAAGAGUUCAAGGUUGCUGUGAGCAAACUCAUGGCACUCUACCCAGGGUGACAGAGUGAGACUGUGUCUCAAAAGAAAAAAGUUUGAUUUCUUCCUCACUGUGGCUCUUUGAGAACUUGCACAAAUGCAUUACUCUCCGCUUCCGUGCCUCAAUCUCCCUGUCCGCGGUUGGGCUGAUUCCAGAAGCGAUGUGCAGCCUCCCAGAUUUGGAUCUUAGAUCCUGGAGCCUAGAGCCGUCUCCCCGGCUCCCCGGAGCUGGAGUCCCUGGGGGCGGGCCGCAGAGUACAGCUGCCUCUCUUGGAUUGGUGGAGCUUCCAUAGGCCCCACCUCCAGGGACCGCCCCCCGUAGUCGCGGGCGGGCCCUGGGGGUUAUGCAAAGAGGCCUCCGCCCCGCCCCGCGUCCGGAUUGGAGGCCUUUGUUUGCCGCUCAACUCCAGGAAACCGCGGGCGCGGCAGCCGCUGGCAGGUCACAGGCAGGAUGGCUGGUGCUGAGCGGAGCUGGAGGUGACCUUUGGGCCUCCAGUGGCAGCUCUGUCUCCUAAAGAUGAAGCGGCCCAGGUGAAGCCCAGGCCACACUCAAUGGCCAGCUCAGGGACUGAGAUCCACUGGACUGAGCCCGGCCUGGGGAAGGGGCCCCAGCGGCGACGCUGGGCCUGGGCCGAGGAGGAGAAGAAUGCAGGUAGAAGUGGCACGCAAGACUGGGAGGAAGAGGAGCCCUCUGCCAAUGCCUCUAGCCCUGAGCUCCUGGAGGACUUUCGCCUGGCCCAGCGGGGCCUACUGCCCCUGGAAUGGGACCCAAACCUGCAGUCUGAGGGACAUCAGGACUCUGAGUCGGGGGAGUCUUCAGGAGAGAUUGAAGCGGAGGAUGUGGACAGCCCAGAAAGUUCCAGCUUGCCUUUCCACUGGCUCCCCCAGCAGGACCGUCACUUGGACAUGACUGAAGAGGAGCGAGAUGGGGUCCUCGGAAGUCCUGAGGUUGAGGAAGCUGGAGAGGGCUCCCCAAAGACAUGUUCUGAGGCCAGUCUCAGCUCAAAGAGUGAUGGGAACACCAGCCCCGUGGCCCUGGGGCAGGGGCAGGCCAGAAGCUGGGUGGUCUCUGACAAACAAGCCGGUGGAAACAAACCUUCAGAACAUUCUGAGGUCAACCCGUUCAUUGAACUCAGCCCCACAAGGUCUUGGAGCAGUGAGACUAUGAUCCUCGGCCACCCUAAUAAUAGCUUUGACUCCACCUGGGAUGGGGAGACAAAUGUCCCCCAGCCCACUGCCCUGGCAGACACCUUGCCACAGAUCCCCAGCCACUUCCUAAACCCAGACGACAGAACUGGAGGCAGCGUUGCUUGGGCAACCCCCACAGAAUUCCAGGACCCCUCAGUAGCCCCAGCCCAGAGCCCCCACCGUGCCACAGACGGAUGGAGGAAAGGACCUCCCAGCCCCUCCUGCCCUCCGGCCGAUGACCAAACCUGGAAGCAGACAAAGACACCACCUAAGCCGCUCCCUUCCCGAUUCACUGGCUCCAUCAGCCCCCUGAAUCCUCAGCCUAGGCCAGUCCAGCAGGACAGGCCAUCACCCAGGCAGGGAGCCACUCUGGCUGGCCGCUCCACUUCUGAUGCCCCCAAGUAUGGCCAAGGGCGGCUGAACUAUCCACUCCCCGAUUUCUCCAAGGUGGGGCCCCGGGUGCGAUUUCCCAAAGAUGAAAGCUACCAUCCCCCCAAGUCCCGUAGUCACAAAAAGCACCCUGAGGGCCCUGCCAGACCCCUUAUCUUCAAGUCACCAGCCGAGAUUGUACAGGAGGUGCUGCUGAGCAGUGGAGAAGCAUCCCUGGUGAAGGAGCCGCCACCUGCCCACCUUGUUACCAGGGUACCCCAAGAGUUCCAGACUCCAGAACAAGCCACUAAGCUGGUCCAUCAGCUCCAGGAAGACUACCACAAGCUCCUCACCAAGUAUGCAGAGGCAGAGAACACCAUCGACCAGCUGCGCCUUGGGGCCAAGGUGAACCUGUACUCAGACCCACCCCGGCCCAGCCACAGCAUCCGCACAGGAACAGUGCCCCAGGGGACCAAGGUCUUGUCCUUCACCAUCCCACAGCCCUGCUCAGUGGAGUGGCGGCCGGGCCCCACGGAGGAUGCCCAGGCUUCUGAGGCCUCAGGGUGGCUGUUGACUGCAGGAGACCUGAGCCCCUCCUCACCUACCACUGUGCCCAUCCCAAGGCAGCUCCUGGAGAACCGAGGCAAUGCCCAGGACCAGCCCUCAGCAGAGCGGACUCAGGCACUGGCUUCUCAGGCCAGCCAGUUCCUGGCCAAGGUGGAAUCCUUUGAAAGACUGAUAAGGGCAGGAUGGCUCACAGCCUGGGACCAACUCAAGAGACGGGGUCAGUGGCUGAGCACUCAGGCCUCCCUGGUCUGGUUUCAGGGUUUUCAGCAGCUGAAAGAUGCCCAUGCGGCCUUGGAGGAAGAGUAUCUGAAGGCCUCCAGGGAGCAGCAGCCUUCCAGCUCUGAGGGGACAUCUGGCGAAUUUGAUCCUAGCAGGGAGCUGGAGGCGGAGAUAUACCACCUGGGAAUUUGCCUGGAAGAGCUGAAAGACCACAUGAACCAGACCCAGCAAGAGUCUGAGCCAUCCAGGUCAGACCCAGCUCUGGACAGCUCCUCAGCCAUACCCCUCCCCCACCAGCCAACACACCUGCCUGCUCCCUCGGAACAAGCCCCCACACCAGCCUUCAAGACCCUCUACCCUGAGCCUGAUGCUGCCACCACUGGCUCCUGCUCAUUGAACAUGAAGGUGAGCUCUGGCAGCAGUGAGGUAGAGGACAGGCCUCAGGACCGCCCGACCCCGCACAGGCACAAGGAACUGCACAUGGAGCAAGAUUUCUCCGGCCUCCUGGAGCAGUACCUCAGUGUGAAGUCUCUCCCAGAAGCCAUGAGGAUGGAGGAGGAAGUCGAGGAGGGAGAAGAGGAGGAAGGGGAGGAGGAAGGCCACAGCCUGGAAGUUGAUGGGCUGUCUCUGGCUCCAGAAAAAGCAGAGGCCACCAGGGCUCCCCGCAGGCAGCACCCGGCACAGGCUAAGAAAAGUCACAGUGCCUCCCUUGAGGAGGCCAUGGAGCAGAUGGUACCUGUGGAGCCACCAGGCUUGCAGACAUCUCAAGCCAGGGACAGGCAUAUGCUGGGCCCACACAAGGCCAAGGCAGCUCCCCCAGGCCCUGACACACUACCCCACCCUCUGAGCAGCAAGUCCAUAGCAUCCCACCAGAGCAGUAUGACCAGCCUGGAGGGAAGCGGCAUCUCUGAGCACCUUCCACAGAAGUCUCUGCACCCAGCUGGCAGACCCCACCUGGAGGAGACCUGGAUGGCAUCCCCAGAGACAGACAGUGGCUUUGUGGGCUCAGAAACCAGCAGAAUAUCACCUGUUACUCGGACCCCAGAGCACCGGAUCUCACACAUCAGCAGCCCAGGAACAUUAACACAGCCCCUCACUGCGACUGUGCCGUUGCAUGGAGCUUCCCACCCCAAGGCCAGGGGUUCUCCAGUCCCCAGAAGAGCCGCUGAGCCCAGCACAUCUAGGAGCAGAGACCAGAGGCACCUCUCCAGCCCAGGCAGGCUUCUCCAGCAGAGGGCACCCAGCUUCCGCCAGGAACAGGCCUUGGCGGCCGGGAUCACAGUCCCUGGCUCAGAAUUCAAGGGACGAAAUCAGAUUUCUGAACAAGUGCCCCGCAGGACAGUCAACUUACCCCCCACCCAGGCCCCAACAGCUGUUCCUGUGCCCCGUGGACCAGCCGAGACCACCCCUGACCUCCUCCUCACCAGGGCAGGGCGAGACCAGGCCAUCCGUGAGCUGCAAGAAGAGGUGUCCCGGCUCCGUGUGCGGCUGGAGGACAGCCUGCACCGGCCACACCAGCGCAGUUCUGCACACCCAGCAUCUGCCGUUGACUGCCCCACCCAGACCCGGGACCAGCCAGCAGAUUCCUUAACCUCCUGGAGCUCCCACUAUGGCAGUAAAUCCACAGAAAGAUCGUCUGGUGAGCUGAGAGGUGAAGAACAGACUGUCUCCUCAGGAAGGCAGCGACCCAGGUCCUCCUCAGUGCCUCGGGAGGUGCCCCGACUACCCCUGAGUUCAGAAUGUGAGCCACCCUCCCCCCGACUGUUCUCUGAGAAGAGCAGGACCAGCAAGGACAGUCCUCGGGCAGCUCGGGAUGGAAAGAGUUGGGUGGGCAGCACCGGACGUCCAGAUAGAGUCACCUUCCGGGGCCAGUACACAGGCCAGGAGUACCAUCUUCCAUCCCCUAAGACUGUCCCAAAAAGCAAUAGCACAGUCUCCUGUCCCCACUGCCAGCCAGUUCAGACCCAGGAUGCAGUUGGUGCUGCUGCCAGGGACCUGCUGGAACCAGCUCCCGCUGCUGCCGUUCGCUGUCCCCUGUGUGGUCGAACUGGACCCACCCAAGAGGGAGAUGGCACAAGCCCUGCCACCUCUGGUACAGAGAAGGCAGCCACAAGGAGAAAUGCACCUGCAACUUCCAGCCUCAAGCAGAGGAGCAAGCAGGCAGGGUCGCCGCCCUGGCCACCCCCUGGGCUGUGGUACUUGGCAGCCGCACCCUCAUCACCAGCCCCUCCGGCCUUUGCCUACGUCUCCUCGGUUCCCGUCAUGCCUUACCCACCAGCCACUGUGUACUACGCAGCCACAGGACCUACCUCAGCCCCCUCAGCUUCAUCCCGGCCAGCCCGAGGACACCGGCGCUCCAUCCAACUUGACCUGGAUGACCUGGAGGACCUCAACAGGGCCCUGAGCCAGGCCGUCCAGGCUGCUGAGAGCGUCCGCUCUGCCACCAAGCAGAUGAGCCGCUCACUGUCUGCCGACCUGCGCCAGGCUCGCAGCCUACGGGGUUCCUGUCUCUUCUGACUCACUGGAGGCCCAGGGACAGAUGGCUGGGCAGAGGGCCAGGAGAUGGCUGGAGCCACUGAGGCCCAGAAGGCUGCAUUGUUCCUCACCAGGGGUGUCUCCCUCCAUCACAGGCCUGGCCUGCUCAGUCCCACUGUCUGAGUGGAGCCGGUGUCGGCUGGUCAUCAAAGUGACUUGCCAGAGCCAUAAGCCCCCUGGUGGAGACACUGGUACCAAGGCUACCCUCAGCCCAGAUGGCCCCUCUGGCAGUCUCAUCUAGUCCUGUUCUUAUUCCCCUCAGCUAAUAAUAGGUAUUUUAUACAGAUGGACAUAUUUGUUUUAAAAUGGGGAAUUUUCCUGAUCUUGGACCCUCCAUAGGAGGCCAGAUAAGAAAGGAAAGGUCUAGAGUUUGGGAGCUAACUGUCCCUCACGUGGGACAGCCACUCUGGAGCAGGCAUCUCUGGAAAGGGCGUGGCUAAAGACCUUUCUCCUAGUGACUGGUGGUAUUUUAGUGGGGCAUUUUAGGAUGUCAGGGUCCCAAUGUGGCACACCUGGCUUCUCCACGAUGGCAGAGGCCUUUCCUGCAGGCCUACUGGGAUGGGGACAGGCUGGAGAGGGCCCUUUCAGUACCUCAACCCAAGGCCCUGGGCCCCCCUACCUCCAGAUCUAAGUGGCAUUGCUAGUGGCCAGCUACCUGCCAGGCACAAUCUGCAGCCGUGAGGCCAGGCUGCCUCCUGCUCCCCACCCCGUUGCAGCACGUACCUCAGCAUUUCUGGAAUGUGUGUGCACCAAUGAUAUUUGUAUAUUUGAGGCAUUUAAAAAUCUAUUUUCGUUACAAGAACAAAUGAAGAAUGAAUGUUGAUCUUUUUUAAAAAAGGAGGCAAAAAGAAAAAAAUA